ACUAAAAUUAAAAUUAAUUGAUUGACUUUAUGUGUAUUUUUCAGCAAAUGAAAUCAAUGGACAAGAACAAAGGGCAUGCAGGGUUCUUUAAUCAAUGCUUAGCUCUUAUCAAACGCUCGUCAUUGAACAUGUUUCGUGAUCUAGGCUAUUAUUGGUUACGACUAGGCAUAUAUAUUGCAUUGGCUUUAAGUUUAGGAACUGUUUUCUAUGAUUUUGGUACAAGUUAUGCCUCAAUUAAGGAUCGUGGUUCACUUCUUUCAUAUAUCUCUGGAUUCUUAACUUUCAUGAGCAUCGGUGGAUUUCCUUCCUUUGUGGAAGACAUGAAAGUAUUUCAAAGAGAGAGACAAAAUGGACAUUAUGGUGUGGUAGCAUAUGUGAUUGGGAACACAUUUUCGUCGGUUCCAUUCAUUUUCGUGAUUUCAAUAAUUCCGACAGCUAUAACUUACUACCUAUGUGGUCUACAUAAAGGAUAUGAACAUUUUUUCUUCUUUGCAUGUGUUUUAUUUUCAAGCCUAAUGUUAGUUGAGAGCCUCAUGAUGAUAGUUUCAAGCAUUGUUCCGAACUUUCUAAUGGGAAUCGUAACGGGCGCUGGAAUUCAAGGAGUCAUGAUGUUGGUUGGAGGGUUCUUUAAAUUGCCACAUGAUAUUCCCAACAUAUUUUGGAAAUAUCCAUUCCACUAUGUUGCAUUUCAUACAUAUGUAACCGAGGGAUUGUUCAAGAAUGAGUAUGAAGGACUAAGGUUCGAUAAUCCAAACGUUCAAGGCGUAAAUCGUUACAUUACUGGUGAAGUGGUUUUGACAGAUAUUUGGCAAAUUGACAUGAAUUAUUCAAAGUAUGUUGAUCUUGCAAUUUUGCUUGGGAUGAUUGUUUUGUAUCGUGUUUUGUUUCUUUUUAUCAUCAAAGGUAGAGAGAAGAUGAAACCUGUUGUUGGAUCAAUGUUAUCUAGCAUGGGAGAAUCUUCCAAGACAGUAAUACAUGUUGAGAAGCCUGAUGCUACUCCUCUGAAUGGGCAUGUUGUGUAAUCUUAGAAAGGUUUAUUAGUUAUAGCUUGGUAUGUAAGAAGUGAAGAAAUAUUAACUUCACAUUUUAUAGGUGUGAAUAAAGUUCUUAUUUAUUGUAGUUUGGUUGUGUAAGAAAUGGAGGAGUGUCAACUUCACAUUUAUGUGUUGGCUGUAAUAAAUAUUUUUUAGUAAUUUGAA
Messenger RNA from Lathyrus oleraceus (garden pea), 1199 nucleotides. Its product is annotated as ABC transporter G family member 1. Lineage: Eukaryota; Viridiplantae; Streptophyta; Magnoliopsida; Fabales; Fabaceae. Gene Ontology annotation, molecular function: ABC-type transporter activity. The transcript is spliced from 2 exons. The coding region runs from base 30 to 1022 and encodes 330 amino acids. Gene Ontology annotation, cellular component: membrane. The record is from RefSeq and is a predicted model, not a curated record.